CCAACAUUUCGUAUUUUUUUCGGGAAAAUUUACCUGUCUUUCAGCAAAUCAGUGAAAGAAUUGUGUAGCAUCAACAAUAAUAUAAUGUCUACAUAUCCAUAUUCGGAUAGUUUUGCUUUAAUACGAUCAAUAUUAAUAUUGAUUGUUAUAUUCGGUAUAAUUGGUUCAAUAUCACAAUUAGUUUCUGGAUUAUUUGCAUUGGCUAAUGCACAAGAUGUAACAACCAUAGAACAACCAGAAUCAUCAUUACCAUCAAUAUUACCACCAUCAACAACAAUGAAAUUGAAUAAAAUUCCCAUAAAUAAUAAUUAUCAUCAUCAUCAACAACAGGAUCGAAAAUCAGUCGAGAUGAGUGCUGUUGCAAUGUUAAUAAUGGCAUUAAUAUGUUUUACAUUCGAAUUGAUUGGUUUGCUUGGUGCAUUAUUACGAAAAGUAUCCGUUGUUUCAGUGUUUGCUGUUGUAAUGGCCAUUGCUAUUGUUGUUAAUUGUUUUAUUGGUGAUGGUGGUCUAAAAUUAUUAAUCAUUUUAUUGAAUCUUAUUAUGACAACAUUAUCCGGUGUUUUUGUUUUUAUGUGUAUUAGACAAAAAGAAAUUGAAGCAUAUCGACAACGAAAUUCAAUGUCCAUAUCAGCUAUUCAUGAUAUGAGUGUAUCACGUGACAGUGUUUAUCAUUGAAAUUAUCUCAUAAUAUUCCAUAUAGUUUUCAAAGCAGACAUUAAUUACAAUUUUUAAUUAUUCAUUUUUAAUAAUUACA
This is a messenger RNA of Dermatophagoides pteronyssinus (European house dust mite), 754 nucleotides long. RefSeq lists its product as uncharacterized. Lineage: Eukaryota; Metazoa; Arthropoda; Arachnida; Sarcoptiformes; Pyroglyphidae. The record is from RefSeq and is a predicted model, not a curated record.